This is a messenger RNA of Klebsormidium nitens, 2322 nucleotides long. NCBI's taxonomy places the organism in Eukaryota, Viridiplantae, Streptophyta, Klebsormidiophyceae, Klebsormidiales, Klebsormidiaceae. The record is from the annotation of a GenBank genome assembly.
AUGAUUCUGAAGAACCAAAAGUCAAAGAGAAGCGAAAAAAGGUCCGCUGCGCCAAUUGUUUUGCGGCCCCAGCGCGAGACUGCUGGCGGCUGUUCGUGGGCUCGCUACGAAGCAGACGAUGCCCCUGCUGUGAGGCUGAUCGCGGGCCGGCCACAGUCUUCUGUAGACUUGCUGAGUUGCAGCAGUAGCGGGAGGGGCAGCUCAGCGCAAGAGCAAGCUCGCAGCGCCGUGAGGCAGCGGGAGCCGGCCAAGAUCAGCGACACACGCUUUCUUGUAGCACGUGUUGCGGCUGCUGCUCUGCUCCGGCUCCAUCAGGGCCACAUCGACCGCCACGUACACCUGGGUGCAUGCAGCUGUGGCACGCGCGUGGAGCUGCGAUCGCUGCGCCGGCGCCAUCAGGGCCACAUCGACUGCCACACACCUGGUAGUGUGGCCGGGGGAGAGAGUGACCCGUCAGACAUGGGCGCAGCUGAACCGCUCCAAGUUGAAACGCAUUUCCUCCUGCAAAGCAGCGACGGGGCGAUGGCAGAACGGCAGGAGGGUGCGUCUAUGUCUCAUGCGCCGUGUGAGGCCAGCAGCAAUCAGGAACGUUACCGUCCAACAAGCCCCAGCUACAGCAAGCAGCGCACGGGAGAUGAGAUACUGGCCGUGCAAGCAGCUAGCGACAAGAGGCGGCGCACUGGCGAUCCCUCCACCUUCCGGGAGGGCUUUUUCGAGCCUGGACAUUGCAGGGCAGCUGAGGAUCCGCUCGAGUCGCCAGAGCUUCAUGCUCGGGUCGACUCAAGCUUGAUGUCACACGAGGUGGAGGGAGACCGUGCAAGGGGAGAGCUUCAAGUAGAGCGGCCUGGAUCGUCAGCCGCAACGUGCGCAAGUGGCAACGGAGCUUCAGGGGGAAUUCCUAGCGACAUUGCAGAAGAGGAGGGCGGGCCUGGGAACAAUCUGCUUGCGUCGGAGGGGAGCCGAGCCUCAUCCGUCGAAUCGAAUUCAAACAGCAGCACGUCCUGUGAUUCUGCACCGUUCACCAUCAUAAUGGCAGCAGACCGCUUCCGUGAGCUGGGGUACCCCGUCUUCUCGGUCGACAUCACGUGGGAUCCAGAGAAGGGCAAAAAAGACCCGAAGAAGGCCGGAGCAGAUCAGGAGAAGGGCGGAGCAGACCAGGAGAAGGGCGGAAAGUCUGUCAAGUUCCCACCAAGCUGGCAGACCACCACCCUUGCCAGUGGGACUGUGCGCCAAAGCCACAACAGCCUGGCCAUCAACACGAGUAACUGCGACGUCCUUGGGCUUGACAUCGACCGCCACGAUUCCGGGUUGGCGACGUGGGAGGCGCUACAACGCGCACACGGCCUCGCAGAAGCACCCUCAGUGCAGACAGGCAGCGGCGGGUUGCAUCUGUAUUACUCCCGAAGCAAGAGCAUCGAGGCCGGCCUGUCUUCGGGCCUCGUCAAAAGCUUCUCAAAGCUGUAUUGUGAAGAUCCGGAGAGCGGCAAGGUGUUGAAGGUGGGCAUCGAUAUGAGGGGAGAGAAAGGGUGUCUGAUCGCACCGGGCAGUUGCUACUUGGACGGGGCUGGCACGAGGCUAUGCUACGAGAUGAUUGAAAAACCAGAGCUUCCCCCCGUCACGGAAUUGCCCCCUUUUCCCGGCUGGCUCAUUGAAAUCCUUAACCGCCAGGCGAGCUUGCGGGCGAUCUGGAACAAGCAAGAGCGGGAGGAGAGACGCGCGGGCGGAGUGAGGGGUGGAGACUUGCCUGAGCCGGCCUCUGCAUCUAUUGAACCGGACCUUGCGUCCCCCGAGCUCCAAAAGGAGGUGGUGAGCGCGCUCGAGAAGCUGCUGUUGACAUGGGGGGACAACACCUCCGUUUUCAGCGGUGCCAAGCCGUCUUCAACCGGAGUUGGGGUCAUCUACGACUUCAGGAACGGGCCUGGGGGCCGCGUGGCGUGCCCCUACUUUGCGACGCAGCGCGGAGGGGUGCACGACAGCAACAACUUUGCGCUCCUGCGGCGGGGCGCCGAAAUCCUCUACCUCUGCUAUGGGGAGAGUUGCAAGACGACCUCUCGGUCGCGCUCCAUCCGCCUAGGCAUGCUCCCGCUCCCGAUUGCUGCAGCUUUUGGGGACAGCCAGCCGCUGAACAGCGAGAGGAAACAUCUGUACUCCGACCGGGUGCUGCUGCCGCUGUCCUUCCUCCGAGAGAACCUCAGCGUCAUGAAAGGAGACGUGGGGUGCGCCAUCAUUCUUGAGCGGCUGUACUUCCAAAGCGGGCUGAAGUUUGCCUUCACACCCGCCGGACCGUACUACUGGACCGGUCGUUUCUGGGCCAAGGAUUAG